AUGGAUAAGAAGAUUUCCUUUCCCGAUGAUCUUCCUGAAGGCACAAUCUCUGCGCUUAUCCAGAAGCAGAACAAUGUGCAGCCUUCUGUCAUCGUGAUUGGCAGUGGUAUAUCAGGUCUUGCUGCUGCUAGGAAUCUCUCGGAAGCAUCCUUUAAGGUGACUGUUCUCGAAUCACGCGAUAGGAUUGGUGGUCGUAUCCAUACGGAUUAUUCAUUUGGCUGUCCAGUUGAUAUGGGAGCUUCAUGGCUACAUGGAGUCUCCGACGAGAACCCCUUGGCUCCCAUUAUCCGCCGUCUGGGACUGACUUUAUACCGAACUAGUGGGGAUGACUCCAUCUUGUAUGAUCAUGAUCUGGAAAGUUAUGGACUUUAUGACAUGCAUGGGAAUAAAAUUCCUCCGCAAUUGGUCACUGAAGUUGGAGAUGCAUUUAAGAGAAUUCUCGAAGAGACGGAGAAAAUAAGGGAUGAAACUGCCAACGACAUGUCAGUUCUUCAAGGAAUAGCCAUCGUCCUGGAAAGAAAUCCAGAACUAAGGCAACAAGGGAUGGCAUACGAAGUUUUACAGUGGUACAUAUGUAGGAUGGAGGCGUGGUUUGCUGUAGAUGCGAAUUUGAUUUCCCUAAAAUGUUGGGAUCAGGAUGAAUGCCUGUCAGGUGGCCAUGGUCUAAUGGUCCAGGGUUAUGAGCCAGUGAUCAGAACACUUGCAAAAGACAUCGAUAUCCGGUUGAACCAUAGGGUUACUAAAGUAUCAAGAACAUUUAAUAACAAGGUGGCAGUUGCAGUCGAAGGGGGAACCAAUUUUGUUGCUGAUGCAGUUAUUAUCACGGUUCCCAUCGGUGUUCUCAAGGCAAAUCUGAUUCAAUUUGAGCCAGUGCUUCCACAAUGGAAGACCUCUGCGAUAUCAGAUCUCGGCGUAGGCAAUGAGAAUAAGAUUGCCCUGAGAUUUGACAGAGUGUUUUGGCCCAAUGUGGAGUUCUUGGGGAUGGUGGCCCCGACUUCUUAUGCAUGUGGCUAUUUUCUGAAUCUUCACAAGGCAACAGGCCAUCCAGUGCUUAUUUAUAUGGCUGCAGGGAAUCUGGCUAAAGACCUGGAAAAGCUCUCCAAUGAGGCUACCGCAAAUUUCGUGAUGCUCCAACUUAAGAAAAUGUUUCCCGACGCACCUGACCCGGCUCAAUAUCUAGUGACACGGUGGGGAACAGACCCAAACACAUUGGGGUGUUAUGCAUAUGACGUAGUUGGGAUGCCAGAAGAUCUGUAUGCGAGGUUAGGAGAGCCGGUGGAUAACAUAUUUUUUGGAGGAGAAGCUGUGAACGUCGAGCAUCAAGGAUCUGCGCACGGAGCCUUCUUAGCAGGAGUCUCGGCCUCCCAGAAUUGUCAAAGGUAUAUCUUCGAACGUCUCGGGGCAUGGGAGAAACUCAAACUUGUUUCUCUUAUGAGGAAUAGUGAUAUUCUCGAAACUGCAACUGUACCUCUCCAAAUCUCCAGGAUGUGA
This is a messenger RNA of Arabis nemorensis, 1491 nucleotides long. Lineage: Eukaryota; Viridiplantae; Streptophyta; Magnoliopsida; Brassicales; Brassicaceae. The record is from the annotation of a GenBank genome assembly.